AGAAGCGUUUCGUAACUUUGUAAAUUAACUUACUCAGAGUUCACACACAUAACAGGUGCAUACUUGUCUCUCGACAUAUAAGUAAACUACAAUUUCACAAAUGUCUGGAAAAGUGGUGUUGACUUAUUUCAAUGGGAGGGGGAGAAUGGAGUCAAUUCGAUGGCUUUUAGCGGUUGCUGGAGUUGAGUUUGAGGAAGUGAAUUUAACAAAGCGCCAGGAAUAUGUCAAACUGUUGAGUGAUGGAGCACUCAUGUUUGAGCAGGUUCCCUUGGUGGAAAUGGAUGGAAUGAAGCUGGUUCAAACCAAGGCUAUCCUGAACUACAUAGCAGGGAAAUACAAUCUCUAUGGGAAAGACUUAAAAGAACGAGUCAUGAUUGAAAUGUAUGCUGAGGGCGUGCAGGACUUGAUGCAAAUGAUAAUGGCGUUGCCCUUCAUGCCGCCUGACGCCAAGAAAACUAAACUGGAGGAGAUAGAGAGGAAAGCAACAAGCCGUUACCUCCCUGUGUUCGAGAAGGCGCUAAUUAGCUCCCAGUACCUGGUGGGUUAUCAGUUGAGCUGUGCUGAUGUCCAGCUACUUGAAACCACCUUGAUGUUGGAGGAGAAAUUUCCAACAAUUCUUUCCAAAUUCCCUGUUGUUAAGGCUUUUCAAGGGAGGAUGAAAAGCCUACCAGCCAUUCACAAGUUCCUGCAGCCAGGCAGCAAGAGGAAGCCUCAACCUGAUGACGUAUAUGUAAAGACUGUGUGUGAGGUGUUAGACUUCAAGCUCUGAUGCUCAUCUAAACAUGAAGUCAGUUUUACUUGAAAGAGUUGAAGCUAAUAUAAUAUAUUACCUAUACAUUAUUCCAUAUUGUCAUUCCAAGUCAUAAUUUCUUGUAACAUGUUGUGGUGGAGAAAUUAUGACAUAAGCUUAUGAAUUGUUUAACCCUGUCAAUAUGAGUGUGUGUAUUGGUUGCAAAACUGUUUUAUAACUUGUUCCCUUUGUGCUCACAAGAAGAAGUUUCCGACAAUACCCAAGAGAGAACCGUGAUUUACUUGGGUGAACGCCCAGAAAUAGCCUCUGAGAAAUUUAUCAGGAGCAGGUGUCUUGUUACACAUUCUCUUUUGUACCCAAAACUCCUCGUGCUGAGGAUGAAUCGUGUCUGUGUGAGUUGUGUGUAUCCUAGUAUAAAAGGUACUUGGGGACAGUCCCCUCGUAGAACUUCUGACCGACCUGUACUGAGUGUGCAGAGUUUGUUGUAACCUUUCCACUGGCGUGACUCUUAAUAAAGUUAAUUUACUAAU
This is a messenger RNA of Salmo salar (Atlantic salmon), 1281 nucleotides long. RefSeq names its product glutathione S-transferase alpha 3 (gene gsta3). NCBI's taxonomy places the organism in Eukaryota, Metazoa, Chordata, Actinopteri, Salmoniformes, Salmonidae. Gene Ontology annotation, biological process: glutathione metabolic process. Gene Ontology annotation, molecular function: glutathione transferase activity. The record is from RefSeq and is marked provisional.